GGUCCAUAGUGCUAAGUUAGUCACAUUGACAAGGCAGUGACACAGCACAAAGCUGCUCAUGGUGUCCUGCGACUCUGGAAUACAGCUCUUCAAGAUGUUCAGGAAUGGGCUGCCGAUCAUGGGAAUCACACCUGAUCUGGUCCCGGAAUCCCUGGUACCACCCGUGGUGCCUUCCCUGCCCUCAGCACGGGCCCGGCCUGCCCUGCACAGGCCCCGUAGGCGCAGCGGCAACAACAGCAGCAGCGGAGGCGACCCCACCAGGCCGUGGCCCUUGGGCCCGGCAGUCCCCAGAGGAAGCAUGGAGGUGGGCAUGCGCGUGGUGCGCGGCCUGGACUGGAAGUGGGGGAACCAGGACGAUGGUGACGGCCACGUGGGCACGGUGGUGGAGAUCGGGCGGCAGGGCAGCACGACCACGCCCGACAAGACGGUGGUGGUGCAGUGGGACAGCGGCACACGCACCAACUACCGCACAGGCUACCAAGGCUCCUACGACCUGCUGCUCUACGACAACGCCCAGAUCGGUGUGCGCCACUCCAACAUAAUCUGUGACAGCUGCAAGAAGCAUGGCAUCAUGGGGAUGCGCUGGAAGUGUAAGGUGUGCUUUGACUACGACCUGUGCACGCAGUGUUACAUGAACAACAAGCACGACCUGGGCCACGCCUUUGAACGCUAUGAGACCGCCCACUCCCAACCAGUGUGCUUGGCCCCGAGGCAGAAUCUCCCACGGAUCAUCCUCAAAGGAAUCUUCCAGGGGGUGAAAGUGGUACGCGGACCCGACUGGGACUGGGGCAACCAAGACGGAGGAGAGGGUAAGGUUGGGAAGGUGGUAGACAUCCGUGGCUGGGACACAGAGUCCGGUCGCAGUGUGGCCAGUGUCACCUGGUCCAAUGGUACCACCAACGUCUACCGAAUGGGUCACAAGGGCAAGGUAGACCUCAAAUACGUGUCUGACGUCCAGGGAGGCUUCUACUACAAAGACCACCUACCAAAGCUGGGUGAGCACGCAGAACUGCAGAGGCAGGAGAGUGCAGAAGGCCACACCUUCAACCAGGGGGACAAGGUGAAGUGUCUCCUGGAGGUGGACAUCCUCAGACAGAUGCAGGAGGGCCACGGUGGGUGGAACCCCAAAAUGGCAGAGUACACCUGCAGAAUCGGGACGGUACACAGAAUCACUGACCGGGGAGAUGUCCGAGUCCAGUACAGCAACAACAUCCGCUGGACCUUCCACCCAGGGGCCCUAACCAAGGUGAACACGUUUGUUGUGGGCGAGCUGGUGCGUGUGCUGGAAGACAUGGACAGUGUUAAGAGGCUUCAGGCAGGCCACGGAGAAUGGACAGACAGCAUGGCACCCGCCCUGGGGCAGGUGGGCAAGGUGCUGAAGGUGUACGCUGAUGGGGACCUGCGCGUGGCCUUCAACGGCCAGACGUGGACCUUUAACCCGGCGUGCCUCUCGACCCAACCCGUGGAGGUGGACGCCAACCUCAUGACGGCCGAGAAUCACAACGUAUCCGGAAACACAGUCAUUUCAGUCCUGGAGAAGCUGCUGUCUCAGUCUACAGAGCAGGACAACCCCAGCCGGCUGGUCAUCGAGGCUGCACAUGGCAGUGCCAACAAAGUCAGAGAGCUUGUGCAGAAAUACCCUGACAAGGUGGAUAUAAAGAACCAGGGCAAGACGGCGCUGCAGGUGGCAGCCCACCAGGGCCACAUGGAGGUGGUCCUGGCUCUGCUGCAAGCCAACAGCUCCAUCGAAGUGAAGGACGAGGACGGAGACACUGCCCUGCAUUACACGGCCUUCGGAAACCAGGCAGAGAUUGCACGGCUAUUGCUGAGCAAGGGGGCCAACGUGAACCUGCUCAACAACUCCAUGUGCACGGCGCUGCACAUAGCCGUCAACAAGGGCUUCACUGACGUGGUGCGCGUGCUGUCGGAACACUCAGCCGACAUCAACCUACAGGACUCGUACGGAGACACACCGCUGCACGACGUCAUCGCCAAAGACUUCCGGAACAUCAUCGAGAUCCUGGUGGUGGUGCCCAACAUAGACUUCACCCAGCAGAACAACCGCGGCUUCAACCUGCUGCACCACGCAGCCCUCAAAGGCAACAAGCUGGCCACAGAGAAGAUCUUGGCUCGGGCGCGUCAGCUGGUGGACGUCAAGAAGGAGGACGGCUUCACAGCUCUGCACCUGGCCGCCCUCAACAACCACCGAGACGUGGCUGAGAUCCUUGUGAAAGAGGGCCGCUGUGACGUCAACAUCCGCAACAACCGCAACCAGACGCCGCUGCAGCUGGCGGUGACGCAAGGCCACGGGGACCUGGUGCAGCUGCUAGUGGCCGAGGGCGCGGACGUCAAUGUGGAGGACGAGGAUGGGGACACGGCCAUGCACGUCGCCCUCAGCCGCCCGCAGCUGGCCAACGCCACGCUCACCCCCGCCACCACCAGCACCACGACCACCACGCAGGGGAGAGGAGAGGGGUGCCCGGGCUCGUCAUCGUCCUUGCUCUACUGCCAGCUGAGCAGCUCGGGGCUGAUGGGUAAUACAGAGCUGAGCGUGGGCGCAGCCAUCGCCUGUUUCCUGGCACAGGAGGGCGCCGACAUCAACUACGCCAACCACAAGGGCAAGAGCCCGCUGGACCUGGUGGCUGACACAGCCGUGCUGCAGCUCAUCAAGAGCUUCUCCGAGAAGCAGCGGUUGCAGCGGCUGCAGGCAAUCACAUGCGGCACGUCACUGAGCAGCACCAGCCUGCGGCGGGUCCACACCACCCCCAAUACCAUGACCAACCUGGCCAUGCCCGCCCUGCCGGGGCCCAGCGAGUGUCUCAUCUGCUCCGAGCUGGCCCUGCUCGUCCUCUUCUGCCCCUGCCAGCACAGCGUCGCCUGCGAAGAGUGUGCUCAUCGAAUGAAGAAAUGCAUCAAAUGCCAGGUUACAAUCACCAAGAAAAUAAGACAAGACCAGACAGAGGUGGACUGCAGCCCGGGCUCGGAGAACUCGGAGCAGCACAACCUGCUGGAGCAGCUGCAGUCACGCUACCGCCAGAUGGAGGAGCGCAUCACCUGCCCCAUCUGCAUCGACAACCACAUCAAGCUGGUCUUUCAGUGUGGCCACGCCUCCUGCAUCGACUGCAGCGCCGCCCUCAAGACCUGCCCCAUCUGCAGGCAGACCAUCCGCGAGCGCAUCCAGCUCUUCGUUUGAGGGCGGCGCUGCAGUCUGUUUUCUGCUGGUGUCCGUUAGUCAGUCAGUCUGCUCCUCAGUCCUUUGCGAUUAGCCACUUGCUCGUCCAUCCUGACUCAGCCGCUGCGCUUUGUUGUGUUCUGUUUCGUGAAGUUGCACCAGGGGUGUAAUCAUUACGCCGAUUCUGUUGCAAAACGUUCUGGCUGUUGCAAAACGUUUUGCCAUAGAAACCGUUUACUCCAAACAGAAAACACAAACGAGAGUUUCUAUUGGGCAAAUUCAGGUAGUUCCCUCCGUGUUUCGUUCCGUUUGCUCUGUUUGCUUCCAUAUGUAUCUUAAACGGUAAGUGGUUUCCUUAAUGAAUACAUCCCAGGGUUUCCAGCAGUAUCACAUAGCUGGAUAUGGUCAUACUGACUAGAUUUUUUUAUUUUGUUUUUUGGUUGCCCAUUUCUGCAUGGAAAAAAUCCAGCCGCUGCCCCUGAAAGGCUCUGCAAUGCUUUCUCCGUGGCCCCCAGUAACCAGCAGCCACGGCCGGUUACAUCAGGAGGAGUAGGUGGUGCCGCAAGCUCCACUCCUAUUGGUGAACAAGGAGGACGUCCCUAUGAACCAAGGAGGAAGUCCAUCUGAAAAGUCCCUCACCUGUGCUGCUCUAAGAGGAUGUCUGUUACUCCCCAUUUGAUUGCACCCCACCCUGUUCCCCCGUUUGCCUGUCUUGCCUCCCCUGUUUACAAGGCUGCAGAGAACUGUCCAUCUCCCUGUCUUGAAUCCUGUGUAUUAUGUUUGCUCUCCUUCGUAUGAAGCUAUUUGUAAUCAGUGUUAGUCUCCAAAGGGUGAUGGUAUAACUAAAGGCUCCUCUGUAUAGACCCUCCCGCUUGCCGUACAUACGUAAGAGGAAAAUACACACUAUAUGCAUGAGUAUAUGCAUAUUCUAAGCUGAAGACUUUGUUGUGGGUUUGGUUACAUGUGUGGUUUUAAGAUUACCAGUAAUUAGUACUGAGUUAUUUAUGUCUAAAGGUGUUUCUAUUUAGCUAAAGUCAUAUUAUUUUUGGUGUUUGCUGAAAUUUCACCCAAGCCUAUGUCCUUCUCUACUCAGGGUCCUGAUUCAUUGAAACGCUUCUAGUAUCAAAAAGGUUACGGAAUGUUUUUGUUUUGUUUUUGUCAACCGUUUUUACAUUAGAGCCUUCUGACAAUUUGGUGUGUGCAUUCAUUAAGGAACUUGUAGUUAAUAUCUGGUAACACAACAGCUAGGACUGUUUUAUAGCAGAAUAGACGUGUGGAUGAGUUCACUUCAGCCCAACAUACCUUUCUUGCUUUAGGUAUGAAAUGAAUGUUUAAAUACACCAUUGUAGAGAGUGGUUUGCGUGUUGCUUUAAAAGAAAGGAAAUACUUAUUUGUCAGACGACGCAGUGCAAGUCAUUUUCCUUAUACCAUCACCCAGAUACCUAUUGUUCUUUUUAGAUUUGUAUAAAGAGCAUGAACGAAGCCCGUGUCUUUUGUUGGCUGAACCUGACUCUGUCAGUCUCCUCAGCGUGUAGCGUAGCGUUGUACUACACAGCGAGUGCGUUAGCUACCCAUCUGCUUGCUAGCAUCAUCACACUCAGCCUCAGACAGGGCUCAGUCCAUUGGGUGGUGCAGAGAGGUUUGUCAUUGAGUUUAGGUCAACUUUGGACUCUUGCGGACAGAAUUACUUUGGAUUUCUGGAAGCCUUGGUGUCCUUUGGAUAGAGGAAGAUCACUGAUACUGUACACGACGAUGAAUCCUCCAAUACAGAACAGAAAGGAUUAUUGGUCAAGUGACGUGUGUAAACUUACACCAAAGCUGAGCCAGAAAAAUGGUGUAUAUGCUUUUUCUUUCUUAUUUUGUCACAAUGUGGACUUUUGACAGCCUUUGGACUCUUGUGAUGUAUCUUUUUUUCUCAAACAGAUGUAUUGUAAACAUUGAAUUAGAAAUGGCAAAAAAAUAUAUGAAGUGUGCAUCUGUAGUUACCUGUCUCGCAUCAUAUUCAGCCUACAUAGAAGAAACCCUCCCCGGUCUGUGUUUGGCAAUGCAUUUUGGAUUGUACAUCAUCCUUUGUAUUUUUUGGUUUGUUUUCCAAAGGGCUUAUGUGUUUAAAAAAAAAGAUGAAUAUUUGAAUCUUCUAUUUCAUUUUUCUAUUUUAAACUUCCAGUGGUUUUGUAGAUCCCAGCUUUGAGUAAGCCAAUUAAGUUGUACAUUUGAAUGUCAGAAAAAUGUAACCUGUCUUACUCUGCCUUUUGUGGAAAGGUUGUAAAGACGUGAGAGAGAGCACAAGCGGGGGAAAGUAAGGUUUAUUAAAGGUUUACUCUAAGAAGUACUACUACACCAGUGUCAAAUCUUUAAAAGGAUGUGCACAGGACUGCACAGCCUAGUUCAUCUAGAUAUAAUGCUGUAGCCAUUAUCAAUGUUCAAGUCGUUUGAAAUAAUUGAAUAGCACUAUUGUGGCUCCCUAUGUUGAUUUUGUCUCACAAAACUAUCAUGGCGAUUUACUAUUUGGGCAAAAGAACAAGAGCAUAAUGUGAUCUGAGGAGUUUGCUAUGGAGUUUGGACAACAGGUUUGGACAAAAGUAGUGCACUACAUGGGGAAUAGGGUGUCAUUUGAGACGGCGCCCAGUCCCUCUUUCCCAGCUUCUGAAGGACAACUGAUAUCACAAAGAAUUCAGUUUCAAAGUUUAAUUAAUCCAAAUAUUUUUUUAGUUUAUAAUUUUAAUGAUGCAUAAUGAAUCGAGAGAUCCUUUAUGAUCGAAGCAAUUAAAUCAUCAAAGAUUGUCAUCUGGUGUCCUACAUUGGGUCAUGUGAGUAGUCUCUGUGCACAGGUAAAGGCAAUAAUUAUUUAGAAGAGCCAGGAGGUUUGGAAAUGUACUACUAGAGGUUUGCUGUGAGAAGUACAUAUACCAUUUAAGCAAGACAUUUUACUAUUGGUGUGUACAGUACAGCACUUGGAGUUCUGAUGUUGGCCUUACUGUCCAUUCCUCCAAUGUUUGUUUUUGUUCAGUUGUAUUCUGUACGAAAAUAUUUUGCAAUAAAUAUGGAACUGUUUUAUAAGGA
Coregonus clupeaformis (lake whitefish) is the source of this 6235-nucleotide messenger RNA. RefSeq names its product E3 ubiquitin-protein ligase MIB2. The coding region runs from base 59 to 3193 and encodes 1044 amino acids. The transcript is spliced from 19 exons. Gene Ontology annotation, biological process: protein ubiquitination. Gene Ontology annotation, molecular function: ubiquitin-protein transferase activity; protein binding; zinc ion binding. Gene Ontology annotation, cellular component: cytoplasm. The record is from RefSeq and is a predicted model, not a curated record. NCBI's taxonomy places the organism in Eukaryota, Metazoa, Chordata, Actinopteri, Salmoniformes, Salmonidae.